AUGGGGCCACGUGGAAGUACUGUGAAACGAAUUGAAAGAGCUACCAACUGCAAGAUUAUUGUCAGUGCAUGUUCAAGGCAUAAAUUACGAUGGAGACGAGACAAAGGUCAGUUUUAUCUCGAGAGUCAUCCAUGUGUGCUAAUUAAAGCAGAUGGCCGAGAGAAAGAUGCUGAGACGAAAAUUCGAUGUGCCGAAGAGAAAAUCAGAAAGUUAUUAAAUCCUCCGCUUCAUCACUACGAUAAAUUUAAAGCUAAGCAGUUGAGAGAACUAGCCAUGUUCCGAGGAACUUAUACUUCAAGGAGAUCGCGUAGAACUUUACUUGGAAGCGCCGUAAGUACGAACCUGGACUACGCACCACUGUCAGGAAUGGCCAGAAUGGUUGGCAACCAGCAGAUCAAGGCAGAAAGUUUUCAGAAGCAAAUUUUCUAG
Messenger RNA from Soboliphyme baturini, 429 nucleotides. Lineage: Eukaryota; Metazoa; Nematoda; Enoplea; Dioctophymatida; Soboliphymatidae. The record is from the annotation of a GenBank genome assembly.